CCUUGUUUGGCGUUUGAGACUUACUCUUCUUGCAGACGUCUGUGGUCGCCUCCUCUGAAAAAUUCAUUGUAGAUUCGAAGUCACUGGAAAGAAGAAACUGGCGAAUUGAUUCUAGAACAGCCAUGUCUGAUAUUGAGGCCGCAAACUUCGGCUUGUCUUCAAACUUAAUGACUGUGAAAAGAGAGACAAAAGAGCAGGCCACUGUUGUUGUGGAGGAGCGUGCUUCAAGAGGAAUGGGUUACAGAGGCGUAAGGAGAAGGCCGUGGGGGAAGUACGCGGCGGAGAUGAGAGACCCAAAGAAAAAUGGCGCUAGAAUUUGGCUUGGAACAUACGAGACAGCAGAGGACGCCGCGUUGGCUUACGAUGGAGCUGCUUUCAAAAUGCAUGGUGCCAAAGCCAAGUUAAAUUUUCCUCACUUGAUCGGCUCUGCUAAUAACAUUGAGGCUGUUAGAGUGAAGCGGAGACGGCGUUCCCCAGAGCCUUCCACGUCAGAUACUGGCUCUCCUAACCUUAAGAGAAGAAGAAACUGAGGCUAGCUCAGCAACUGUUGCCUUCCUGUUGGCAGUAAAUUAAGUGUUCUGAAUUUUCAAGUCUCAUGACUCACGAACGGUCGGUUAUUUUUGAAUGUCAAACGUUUCCAUGUGUUUACUUA
Molecule: messenger RNA, 652 nt
Organism: Mangifera indica (mango)
Lineage: Eukaryota; Viridiplantae; Streptophyta; Magnoliopsida; Sapindales; Anacardiaceae
Product: ethylene-responsive transcription factor 13-like
Exons: 2
Coding region: 123-530 (135 amino acids)
Biological process (GO): regulation of DNA-templated transcription; ethylene-activated signaling pathway
Molecular function (GO): DNA binding; DNA-binding transcription factor activity
Source: RefSeq, a predicted model, not a curated record